UUCGGUUCGGAAUUUCGAAUUUUACGGAAACCAUUCAAAAUCGUUUGAAUGGAAACAAAUAUUUGAAAUAUGUGCCAAUACAAAGAAUGGGAAUUUUAAUAAGCCAAUAAAUGAAUAACAAAUAGCUGCCCUAUUUAAUUCAGAAAACUUUUCAAAGUCAAUGGCCCUUUGUGGGUGAAAUAAAUUCCAGUGUCGCUAUAGCAAAUAAUCCCGCAUAUAAAUGUGAACACAAUAGAGUUUUGGCCCAGUGUGUGGGCGUGUGUCAAUAACCAAGGCAACUAUCAAACACGCCCUCUCCCGCAAAAACAGCUUAAACAUAAUCAUUUCGCAGCUUAGAAGGCGUUAAACGCAUUUAAGCCGGGUCAAGUAAGUGGUCGAAAGGACAAAAGACUCCGGGCAUUGUGUCUUCGGUGGUCAGUUAAAAAGUGCCCCAGUGUAAAACCCAAAAAAAAACCAAAGGAUACCAGGGAAAAUAGAGGGAGUGGUCAAGGCAUCCCAUUCUGCGGAUACCAGCUUAGUUAGCAAAGAAGUACCUGAAGUGGCAGUGCUGAGUGGCAGGAUGUGGUAGAAUGUGGUAGAAUGUGGUAGAAUGAGUGACCACAACCACAUCGAUUCGGUGAAUGCCAGCGGGAGUGAUCCCCUCCUGGAGCUGCACAACCUGGCAGACAUCGGCGAGAGUGUGGAGCUGCAGUGUCUGGUGCAGGAGCACAUCGAAGCCUCGACCUAUGGCAACGCCAGUGACCACUGCCUCACCCAGUUCGACUCGAUCCUGUGCUGGCCAAGGACUGCCCGCGGAACCCUGGCGGUGCUCCAGUGCAUGGACGAGCUGCAGGGGAUUCAUUACGAUAGCACCAAGAAUGCAACGAGGUUCUGCCACGCCAAUGGAACCUGGGAGAAGUACACCAACUACGAUGCCUGCGCCCACCUGCCCGCCCCCGAAUCCGUGCCGGAGUUCGAGGUCAUCGUGGAGCUGCCCACCAUUAUCUACUACAUCGGUUAUACCCUCAGCCUGGUCUCGCUCUCGCUGGCGCUGAUUGUUUUCGCCUACUUCAAGGAGCUGCGUUGCCUGCGCAACACCAUUCACGCCAAUUUGUUCUUCACGUACAUCAUGUCGGCUUUGUUCUGGAUACUCUUGUUGUCCGUCCAGAUAUCCAUCCGAAGUGGCGUGGGCAGUUGCAUUGCCCUGAUCACCCUCUUCCACUUCUUCACGCUGACGAAUUUCUUUUGGAUGCUGGUCGAGGGAUUGUACCUGUACAUGCUGGUGGUGAAGACCUUUUCGGGGGACAAUUUGCGAUUUAAUAUCUACGCCUCCAUAGGCUGGGGUGGUCCGGCCUUGUUCGUUGUCACUUGGGCGGUGGCCAAGAGUCUGACGGUCACUUACAGCACCCCCGAAAAGUAUGAAAUCAACUGUCCCUGGAUGCAGGAGACCCAUGUGGAUUGGAUAUACCAGGGACCCGUCUGUGCCGUGCUAAUCAUCAAUCUCACCUUCCUGCUGCGCAUCAUGUGGGUUCUUAUCACAAAGCUGCGCUCGGCCAAUACAGUGGAGACUCGUCAGUAUAGGAAAGCAGCCAAGGCCCUGCUGGUGCUCAUCCCCCUUUUUGGCAUCACCUACCUGGUGGUGCUCGCUGGACCAUCGGAAUCUGGCUUAAUGGGUCACAUGUUCGCCGUACUGAGAGCCGUUUUACUCAGCACUCAGGGCUUCUCGGUGUCGCUGUUCUACUGUUUCCUCAACUCGGAGGUGCGAAAUGCACUGAGACACCACAUUUCCACGUGGCGGGACACGCGCACCAUCCAGCUGAACCAAAACCGACGUUACACGACGAAGAGUUUCACGAAAGGCGGUGGUUCCCCUCGAGCCGAGAGCAUGCGACCUUUGACCAGCUACUACGGACGUGGAAAGCGGGAGUCCUGCGUGAGUUCGGCCACCACCACCACACUGGUGGGUCAACAUGCUCCACUUUCGCUCCACCGGGGAUCCAACAAUGCCCUGCACACGAUGCCCACGAUGGCGGGCAAUGCCAUGAGUUCCGGCAGCACUCUGAGCGUAAUGCCCCGGGCCAUUAGUCCUCUGAUGAGGCAAGGACUCGAGGAGAACUCGGUGUAGACAGAGCCUCAGCAACUGCAUCUUAAGAGACUGAACUUUCAUUGAAUUCCACUUCCGUGUCGGAGAUCUGCGAGUGCGAUUAGUUACUAUAGCUAGUACCAUAUUUUAGGAGGAGUGCGAUGAAAGAACGAAACCAAGUACCAAGCGGAGCAAGCAAGCCAGUUAAGUUAGGUCAAUCGUUUUAAACUGUUAGAUGUCGUCUAUGUGAACCGCUGAGAGCCCUAUCCCAUAGAAGAAAAUAACCCAUUGCGCCAUUUACUCCAACUGUAGCUGUUGAAUUUAACUCAAUGUGCAAAUGGAUUAAUUCUCUGUAUGAAACACAAAUCUGAGCAUCUAAAUAAAUGUUCUAUUUACUUCGGUGUA
Drosophila rhopaloa is the source of this 2467-nucleotide messenger RNA. It is a transcript of the gene Dh44-R1, whose product is annotated as diuretic hormone receptor. Gene Ontology annotation, biological process: cell surface receptor signaling pathway; adenylate cyclase-modulating G protein-coupled receptor signaling pathway. NCBI's taxonomy places the organism in Eukaryota, Metazoa, Arthropoda, Insecta, Diptera, Drosophilidae. The record is from RefSeq and is a predicted model, not a curated record. Gene Ontology annotation, molecular function: G protein-coupled peptide receptor activity; diuretic hormone receptor activity; peptide hormone binding. Gene Ontology annotation, cellular component: plasma membrane. The coding region runs from base 590 to 2104 and encodes 504 amino acids. The transcript is spliced from 12 exons.